This is a messenger RNA of Trichomonas vaginalis G3, 1380 nucleotides long. RefSeq names its product armadillo (ARM) repeat-containing protein family. The record is from RefSeq and is a predicted model, not a curated record. The transcript has a single exon. Lineage: Eukaryota; Parabasalia; Trichomonadida; Trichomonadidae. Bases 1 to 1380 code for a protein of 459 amino acids.
AUGGAAGAAGACUACAAACUAAAUGGAACACCAGUAGAUAAGGUGGAUGUGACAAUGAAAAUGCAGGAUUUAGAUAUAUAUCAGAAAUUCAAUCAAAAAUUUGAAGAAGCCAAGAAUAUUUUGCAAGAAAAUUCAAAUCCAGAAGAAAUCAUCGAUGAAUUAUAUGAAUUAAAGGCAUUUUGUAAAUAUCAUUUUUCAACAAAAGAAAAUAAAUUCGAUUUUGAAUCAAUUAUACCAGAAAUUAUGCAAAUAAUUACAAAUACAGAGCCAGAAAUAGCUAUAAUCUGGCUACAAAUAUUGAUUGAGUUUGAUUCACGAUACCAUUCAUUAAUUUCAAAAUAUACCAAUAAUUUUUUAUACGAAUUUCCAAAACAUCUACUUGAAACUCAAAAUAUAGACCAAGAAUAUAUGAAACCUCUUCUUAAAUCAAUGAUUUCUGGUAUAAAAAAUUAUGAUUCAGAAAAUCCACAAGAAACAUUCAAUUUCAACUUGAUACCGAUUAAUUUUGAUGAUGAUAUUGAGAUAUCUUUCUUAAUGCAUUAUUUAGAACUUAUAGAAAUUCUUUUCCAAAAAAAUUGGGAAAUUUCAAUAGAAAUUGGUGAAAUAAUAACAAAUAUUGUUAGUAUAUAUGAUACUUUCAAGUCUGUAAGCAUUGAAUCUGACGAUUACCUUUUUUAUGAUGUUUGUUACACAAUUAUUCAAAUUUUAUUUUGCAGAGUGAAGAAAAACCCUGAAAUCAUGGUCAACGAACAGAUCAUUAAUAUUCUUCAUGAAAUAUGUAACAAAUACUUCUUUAAUGAUGAAACUCCAAAAAAUAUUUUAAUUAUUCAAAUUAUUUUGUCAUUAUUUGUUGAAAUGAUGCGUAUUGACGUAGAAUUAUCAUGUGAUAUUCUUCCUGAUCUUGUUUUGCUUGAUGAACUUGUUGAACUUUUCAUUUUCAUGAAUGAACAAGUUCAGAGACUUGUUUUAUUUAUUUUUCUUCAUUUGAUAAGACAAAAACCAGAAUUUAUUAACAAUGACCAAGUGCAGAGACUUAUUUUGUAUGUUUUGCCGCUUUUUGACAUUAUCAUUAAUUUUGAUUUGAAAAAGUCAUAUUUACUUAUUGUCUGUGAGCUUGCAAAGAACUGGAGUGUUAAUGAUACCUUUGUUUCUCAAAUAAUUCUUGGAGAUUCUGAAAAUAAAAAUAUUUUCAUUGAAUUCCUUCCUGAAUUGAUUGACAUGGGAAUUCCUGAGAUAACUAAAGAAUCAAUACAGAUUGCUUCGAUAGCAAUUCAAAGGAAACCGGAAAUGAUCGAAUAUUUUCAGAAUCUUUUCCAAGAAUGCCUUGAAAAUGAUAGAGAUGACUUAGAUCAGUUAAGAGAAGCUCUUGGAUUUGAAUAA